Melampsora larici-populina 98AG31 is the source of this 1428-nucleotide messenger RNA. RefSeq lists its product as uncharacterized. NCBI's taxonomy places the organism in Eukaryota, Fungi, Basidiomycota, Pucciniomycetes, Pucciniales, Melampsoraceae. The record is from RefSeq and is a predicted model, not a curated record. The transcript has 9 exons. The coding region runs from base 1 to 1428 and encodes 475 amino acids.
AUGCAAGUGCACCGCGCCGCAUAUAAUUCCCUCUUUCCUGUUACAAGUUGGCUUAAGUUGCACGUAGCUGCCACUUGGGAUCAUCCUCUUUGCACCGAGUUCCUAUUCGAGACCGAGACUAAGAUAAUGAAAGACCAUCAAUCACGCAAUCGAGUUGUGUCUUUUAUGAUUAUGGAACAUCCCACUUCAUCAAAGAUCACCGACCUUGCUUCUUUGGUGGCUUUGGUCAUUAUAUCCGUUGCCCGUCACACUUCCCACGAGACGGCUGCGUACCCAAUACCUAUCCAUGAACUUGAGCCCUUUGGUGCAGCACAAGAAAUUGCUAGUGAUCCAGCCAACGCUAAAGACACUCCAUCUCAUCCUUGCAACAACAUAGACUGUCCAGCGAACGCUAAAGACAUCAAUCCAAGUGCAUGUCCAGCCAACGCUAAAGACAACAAAUGCGAUUUGGUUAACAAUCCAGCAAAUGCUAAAGACAUUACAAAUGAAGGCUCAGAUCCAGCGAAAGCUAAAGACCUAACUGUAGGGAAAGAGACUACAGGUGGUGGUUCUGUCGGCCCAGUAUCAGACAGUUACUUAGAAAUACUGGGAACAUUUGUUGAAAAUGGUAUUACCUUCAUGCCAGGUCAUGUGCCGAGUAUGACGACAUCCCUUCUGACUCCUUAUUUCGACAAGAAUAUUGAGGAAUUCAAGGGACCAAUCCCUUUGUCGAUCUUAGAUUUAAACUGGCAAGCUUUAGCAGAUAGCUAUCACACUGAGAAGAAGGUGAAAACGGAUGACGUGAAGCACAAUAACCAUACAGGUUAUCCUUAUCCUGACGACUUAACCCUGGACCACGGAACUUGGUGUAUCAACUACAGGAACUUUCUGAAGACGUUCGCAAACCCACAUGGUUGGCACAGAUGUGCUGCGAUUGGAGCGAUCCACAAGGAGAAUGUGGGGAAGAUUCAUGAGGCUUCCGGGUGGAUGGUAGCUUUGAGGUACGAUGUCAAGAUAAGAGACAGCGUGUUCAGAAUGAAAUGUUCAAAUGGUGAAAAGGAAGGUGCGCCGGACAUUAGGAAGCAUAGGAAAGACGUAGAAGUGCAAUGCUAUAGUGAUUGUAGGAGGUUGAAUGAGUUAGGUUUCAAGAUGAAUAAUCCCUACUCAAAAGGAGGUGAAAGAGAAGGCUGGAAUCCUAAGAAUGGCAAGCCAAAGCAUCAAGUUACUAAACAUCCUCAUCAAUCUAGUUUCAAGACUUCCAUGAACAGCUUCAACAACACCUUUGCAAGCACUAGCUCAGGACAAGGAGGACACUUUAAUCGAGGGGGUGGUAAGGGAGGGAGAUCUGGAUACAGAGGCCCUCCCAAACACUUUGACCCCGCUUUUGCUGAGAGGAAAGCGGCAGCAGCAGCAGCAACAGUGGUGAAGACAGAGAACCCCUCAUUGUAA